GGCGUCAGGACGGGGGCGGGGCUCCGCCUCGGACCUACCUGCUUCGCCCGGGAGGGGCGGAGGCUGCGAGCCUCGGAACCGCGCCCAUCUCCUUUCUCUCUUCCCCGAGCCCUUGGAGCCAGUCGGGGGAAGCGGCAUGGAGGGGAGGUCUGCUGAACCUUGGGACCUGGAGUUCGGGGUUCCGGGGGCGGGCGGAUGUGGGCUGCACUUGAGGACGGCGCGCUCCAGCCCCGCCAAGCCGACGGCGGAUCUGCCAUCCGCCAGGAGCUCAGCCACGUGGGCCCCCAGCCGACGGCAGCUCUGUCUGACCUUCCUGCUAGUCUGUGUUCUUUCAGCCGUCUUCUUCCUCCACAUCCACCAAGACCUGUUUCACAGUGGCCUAGACCUCACUGCCCUGUGUCCAGACCACCGCCUCCUGACACCCCCCGUGGCCAUCUUCUGCCUGUCGGGAUCACCGAUGGCCCCCAACACCUCCUUUCCCUGUCUCAAGCCCCCUGCCUCCCUCUCAGGAAUCUGGACUAUCUACCCAGACGGCCGCUUCGGUAACCAGAUGGGGCAGUAUGCCACGCUGCUGGCCCUGGCCCAGCUCAACGGUCGCCAGGCGUUCAUCCUGCCCGCCAUGCAUGCCGCCCUCGCCCCCGUGUUCCGCAUCACCCUGCCCGUGCUGGCCCCCGAGGUGGACGGCCACAUGCCAUGGCGGGAGCUGCAGCUGCAUGACUAGAUGUCGGAGGACUAUGCCCACUUGGAGGAUGCCUUUCUGAAGCUCACGGGCUUCCCCUGCUCCUGGACCUUCUUCCACCAUCUCCGUGCCCAGAUCCGCCGCGAGUUCACCUUGCACGAACACCUGCGGCAGGAGGCCCAGGGUCUACUGAGCCAGCUCCGCUUGGGCUGCACGGGGGACCGUCCUCGCACCGUUGUGGGUGUCCACGUGCGCCGGGGGGACUACCUGCAAGUCAUGCCCCAUCGCUGGAAGGGUGUGGUGGGCGAUCGCGCUUACCUCCAGCAGGCUAUGGACUGGCUCCGGGCCCGGCACGAAGCCCCCAUCUUUGUGGUCGUCAGCAACGGCAUGGCCUGGUGUCGGGAGAACAUUGACGCCUCCCGGGGGGAUGUGAUCUUUGCUGGCGACGGGCAGGGGAAGGAUUUUGCGCUGCUCACGCAGUGUAACCACAGCAUCAUGACCAUUGGGACCUUUGGUUUCUGGGCUGCCUACCUGGCCGGUGGAGACACUGUCUACCUGGCCAACUUCACCCUGCCGAACUCCAACUUCCUUAAGAUCUUUAAGCCCGAGGCCGCCUUCCUGCCCGAGUGGGUGGGUAUUAAUGCGGACUUGUCUGCACUCCAGUCGCUGGCAGGGCCUUGAGCAGCAGGGGGACUUUCUGGAAUUGCUGAUCAGUCUUGGGCCAGCAUUUAUGCAUCUCCAGAGGCCUGGCAGCUUGGAGAGAAAAGAGGGCUUUCUGUAGCUGUCUGGACUUUCUAGAACCAGCAAAAGAUCUUUUCUUGUUGGUUGGCAAUGCCUAGAGAGGCUCAUGUCAGUUCUAGAAGGCAAUGCCUACCUGCUCUUCCCAGCCCAUAUCUGGAGUACUUCUAGAUGGCUGCACCCCAAGAACAGGCAACUCCCCCUUCUAAAGUUGCCCCUGGUCUUUUCUAGAAGAGAGGUUCAUCUCCAGGACUGAAGGAAUCUGUGGGUAUUCUAGAGCAAGCACUCACCAACUCCCCUUCUGUGUUUCAUGCAGCCAUUCUAGAGAGGGUCAAUUCUAGUGCCUGUGAAGAAUCCUGCAGGGCUCUUCCAGAGGGGAUGGAGUUCUGGAAUUCCAGGAGAAUCUCAGGAAGGUACAAUCCGAAGCUCAACGCCUCAACCACUGCCAGAAAGAUUGGUGGAAGACAAACUCCCUGUAGCUGCAAGCAGACCCGAAAUCUGUCCAACCUCUCAGCCCCGGAAAAAAAAAGACCAAGACUCUUUUUUGAGCAGAUAGGCGAAAACAUGGGAGGUGGGGGAGGGGGACGGCUGCUGAAUUGCAGCAGCUUCUGGAGCAAAGUUUUCCAGAAAUGUAGGAACUCUUUUUUUUUUAAGCUCAAAAACUGCCAAAGACAAGCACCCCACAAGGUGGCUCUGAGUUAGGUCGCCUCUCCCAAUUACAGACGUUUCCUCCUUCGCUGCAGGGCUGGGGGUGGGCGGGUGAUGAUGGGAUCGAUUUUCUGGAACUCAGCCGGCAUGAAUGUUUCCUUUGGGCUUAUAGAAAGCAGCUGGCCUUGUGUCCCUUGCCAACCCCUGUCUGCCCCCUAUUUCACAGAACCUGGCUUCGGGUUUGAAAGAAUCUGAGGGUAUUCAGACUCCAGACUGUCCUCAAACCCAGGCAGGAAGGAGCACAGGGUUUGGCCAAGGAGGAUGGGAUUCUGGACUCAGAUUUCAGGAACCCCUUGAGGCUUUUUGAAGGGGGUGAAGGUGGCUAGCUAUCUUUAUUGCAGACAACUCUGAUAGCAUCUCCUGUUUACCCAGAAGAAUGCAGACCCCUUUUUUAGUCUUCUCAGGGAGUUUUGAGGGAUCAUUCCCUAUUCAGCUGCUCCAGGUGGGGAAGAGGGAGGUAUGAAUUAAAAGUCCACAUCGCCAA
Molecule: messenger RNA, 2609 nt
Organism: Leptonychotes weddellii (Weddell seal)
Lineage: Eukaryota; Metazoa; Chordata; Mammalia; Carnivora; Phocidae
Gene: FUT1
Product: fucosyltransferase 1 (H blood group)
Biological process (GO): carbohydrate metabolic process
Cellular component (GO): membrane
Molecular function (GO): galactoside 2-alpha-L-fucosyltransferase activity
Source: RefSeq, a predicted model, not a curated record